Messenger RNA from Oryctolagus cuniculus (rabbit), 2071 nucleotides. NCBI's taxonomy places the organism in Eukaryota, Metazoa, Chordata, Mammalia, Lagomorpha, Leporidae. The record is from RefSeq and is a predicted model, not a curated record.
CCGGGCCACACGGCUUCCUCCCAGAGGAGCAGCAGGGCGCAGGGCGGAACCUGCAACAGCAGGUGCACCUACUCCAGAGAAAGGAGAGCCGGGUGCACCGUUCCACGGUAGAGUCGGUCUCGGAAGGGGCGCCUGGCCCGGCCAGAGCGGGAGGAAGCGGAGGGGGCGCCCAGGUGCAGAGCAGCCAUGGGCGCGGGGGCUGGGACGCUGCUGCUGGCGCUGCUGCUGGCGCGGGGCGAGCCCCAGGAGCCGGAAUCGGGGGCAGAGGACUUCCUGCCAGGUCCCAUGAACACCGAGCUGUUCUCAAAGCCCUGUGGCCACCAGGAUAUUAAACCGCUGAUCGUGGGCGGGGGAGAGUCGGUCCGUGGGCGCUGGCCGUGGAUGGCCAGUAUGCGCAGGGAUAGCAUCCCUGUGUGUGGGGGCACCUUGCUGAACCACCGCUGGGUGCUCACAGCCGCGCACUGCUUCAGAAAGACCCAGAAUGUGAAGCGGUGGCGAGUCCAGCUGGGUGAGCUGAGUAACAGGCCGCCGUUCUACAACAUCCGUGCCUGGAUGACACGAUUCCGAGUGAACAAAAUCGUCAUCUUCCCUCUCCACCUGGGCACGUCCAACGACGUGGCCCUGGUGGAGCUGGCCUCCCACGUGACCUACAGCACCUACAUCCAGCCCAUCUGCGUGCUCUCCUCCACCUUCAUGUUCCUGAACCAGCCCAACUGCUGGGCCACUGGCUGGGGCUUCAUCUCAGACAACGGCACUGGAAUACCCCCUCCAUACAACCUCCGGGAAGUGAAGCUCGCCGUCAUCAACAACACCUGGUGCAACCACCUCUACACACUGCCCGCCGAGCGCACAGACAAGGGCGCUAUCCACGACAGCUGGAUCUGUGCCGGCAGGGAAGAGGGCGGUGCAGACGCCUGCGGUGGCGACUCAGGGGGACCCUUGGUCUGUGACAGCGAUGGAAUCUGGUACCAGCUCGGAAUCGUGAACUGGGGAGUGGGCUGUGGGCUACGCACCCGGCCCGGUGUCUAUACCAAUGUCAGCCAGUACUUCAAGUGGAUAAAGUUGGUGGCUGGUGCGCCCAAGCCGGACCCCUCCCCUACUCUGCUGCUGCUGGCUCUGCGCUGGGCUUCCUGGGUUCUGUGGGCAGCAUGAGCUGCCCACCCCACCCCCCACAACUAUGAGGGUGUGCUGGGUGCCCCAGCGCCAGCCCCUUCCCCGGGGCUGUAGGCACCCAGGGCUGGGGUGGGGACUGCCUGUGGACCUGGCUCCUAUCCUCUGUGUCUCAUUUGCUAAUAAACCUGUGUGGGCGCCCCAGCUGUCACUCUAAGGUUUGUGCAGAGCCAGCGUCUUCAUGAGCAACUCCCUCUGUUCAGCCGAGUCCAUCCAGCCCAAGACAGUCCCCCCACUGCCAAACCUCUGUCCCCCGACAGUCACGCUCUGGUUGAAACAGGAGAGCCCCCUCCAGUGCGUGCAGGCAGGAAGAUAAAGAUGGCAGCGCAGGCCUGGCUCCAGGUGGCUGGGGGCGGGGGCACAUGCUCCCGAGGCCCCAUUCCCCUGUCCCCACCACACAAGCCCUGGACACUGCUGCUCCUGCCAUGGGCCCCAGAGGCUGGCCUGGCUCAGGACGGGGUGCAGGUGUGCAGUGGGAGGUGGUUCCCGGGAAUCACGGGGAGGAAGAGGCAGGGGAGGAAGCAAUGCUGAUGCGUUUGCAGGGACGAGGAGGUCCCCCCGUGGGCGACUGAGUUGCCGUCCUGCUGGGCCCUCGGCCUUGGCUCCCCCAGGACAGAGCAGGUGGGGCGGUUGGCUCUCUCUGGAAUCCCGCCCUGCUCGUGCUGAGGGUGGUCCCAGGGCCCGGGAAGGUGCAGAGCUGGAGCAGAUGGCAGGGGAGGCUGUGGGAGCCUGGGAGCCGCUCAGCGCCACUUGGGGGCGGCAGGUCUGUGUCCUCCCUGCCUGGCUCCCCGUGAGGGUCCUGGGCUGCAGGCUCCUUCUGGGCAGGACCCGUCCAGCGGGGCCUGAGGCAGUGGACAUUCUUGCCAGGAGCGUGUUCUGCUCUGGCCACAAGGUGGGGGCA